This is a messenger RNA of Helobdella robusta, 372 nucleotides long. RefSeq lists its product as hypothetical. The record is from RefSeq and is a predicted model, not a curated record. Bases 1 to 372 code for a protein of 123 amino acids. Lineage: Eukaryota; Metazoa; Annelida; Clitellata; Rhynchobdellida; Glossiphoniidae. The transcript has 2 exons.
AUGGAGGUUAAAGACAUUGAAGCCAUGUUGAAUUCACAACACUCAGUUGUUAUGGAAGCAUUAAAUAACAAUAGUUAUAGAAUGCUUUCGGCUAUAAACUCCUUUGUAUCGGACCGUGCACAGGACCAGAUAAAUUUAAAUUCUGCUAAAUCAAGCAAAGUAGCUGCCGACUCCAUAGCUGUGCCUCGUACGAUACACACGGAAAUAAUAAACAAAGCUAAUGAAAGUAUGAAAAACGUUUAUGUCAAUUUAGCAAACAUAAUUCCAAAAAGUGUACCGUGGGCUGACAGAGUUAAACCCGGGAACCAAUCUCCGGACGAUAGUGAUUCAACGGAUGGCUUCCAACUUGUCAAAUCAAAAAAAUAUAUAUAA